Molecule: messenger RNA, 2262 nt
Organism: Paramormyrops kingsleyae
Lineage: Eukaryota; Metazoa; Chordata; Actinopteri; Osteoglossiformes; Mormyridae
Gene: fads2
Product: fatty acid desaturase 2
Biological process (GO): lipid metabolic process
Cellular component (GO): membrane
Molecular function (GO): oxidoreductase activity, acting on paired donors, with oxidation of a pair of donors resulting in the reduction of molecular oxygen to two molecules of water
Source: RefSeq, a predicted model, not a curated record
UCUUGUAGCCCUGGGACGACUGACAGUGUUAAUGCGCCUCUGCAUUAGUAGCAAGCUGGGCAAACCAUUACAUCAAAACGCGCUCUCCCUCCAGCACCCCCAUAUCCCACCCACAUCCUUUCAUACACUCGGACUCGCCGUGAUUCCCUAGAAGUCGGAAGAGCGCCUCUGCACCAAUUGCGACUUCGCGAACAGGAGGAGCCUGCCGAUUGGACUAUCGGUGCUCGAAUGAUCGCUGUGGAAGAGAACGGAGGCCGGCUUGCGUCAGCGAGAUCGGAGCUCCGUGGACUUUGUCUCAGCUCUGAUAGAGAGAAUAGCCAUAUUGGCGGAGAAUGGGAGUGUAAGGGAAGGGCAUAGCAGGUGAGUCAUCUCUACUGGCUGAGAAGACCGCACGGCUUGUGAGGAGAGAAGAGUGAGCAAGUGGGAAAAGCCAUGGGUGGCGGAGGACAGCAGAAAGAGCCUGGUGCUAGCGGCGGCCGAGGCAGCAGCGGCGGUGGCGUGUACACAUGGGAGGAGGUGCAGAAGCAUUGCCACCGAACUGACAAAUGGCUGGUCAUCAACAGGAAAGUGUACAACAUCACCGAGUGGGCCAAGAGGCACCCGGGAGGCAUCCGGGUAAUCAGCCACUAUGCCGGCGAGGAUGCCACGGAUGCAUUUGAUGCAUUCCACCCAGAGCCAGACUUUGUUCGCAAGUUUCUGAAGCCGCUGCUGAUAGGGGAACUGUCCCCGUCGGAGCCCAGUCAGGAUCACCCGAAAAAUGAAGUGAUUGUGCAGGAUUUCCGGGACCUGCGUGACCGUGUGGAGAAAGAGGGCCUCUUUCAUACAGACCCACUCUUCUUCUCUCUCCACCUUGGACAUAUCUUACUUCUUGAGGUCCUUGCUCUGCUGGUGCUGAGGACCUGGGGCACAGGAUGGAUGCAAACCAUUGCCUGUGUGGUGAUCUUGACCAUUUGCCAGUCCCAAGCUGGGUGGCUUCAGCAUGACUUCGGCCACCUGUCUGUCUUCAAAAAGUCACGUUGGAAUCACCUGCUUCACAAGUUUGUCAUUGGACAUCUAAAGGGUGCAUCUGGCAACUGGUGGAACCACCGUCAUUUCCAGCAUCACGCCAAGCCCAACAUCUUCAGCAAGGAUCCAGACGUAAACAUGCUGCACACAUUAGUGCUGGGGAAGACACAGCCAGUCGAGUAUGGGAUAAAGAAGCUGAAAUAUUUGCCUUACAAUCAUCAGCACCAAUACUUUUUCUUCAUUGGACCGCCGUUGCUCAUCCCUGUGUAUUUCAACAUUCAGAUCAUGUAUACCAUGCUGUCUCGCCGUGAUUGGGUGGACCUCGCUUGGGCCCUAACUUACUACUUGCGAUACUUUUACUGCUAUGUUCCCUAUUACGGAUUCCUUGGUUCCAUAGCACUUGUCACGUUUGUAAGGUUUCUGGAGAGUCACUGGUUUGUGUGGGUCACACAAAUGAACCACCUUCCUAUGAACAUUGAUUAUGAGAAGAACCAGGACUGGCUGACCAUGCAACUUAUCUCCACCUGUAACAUCGAACAGUCCGCCUUCAACGACUGGUUUAGCGGGCACCUUAACUUCCAGAUUGAACAUCAUCUGUUUCCCACAAUGCCCCGGCAUAACUAUUGGCGCGCUGCUCCAAUGGUGCGUGCCGUGUGCGAGAAGCACGGCGUUCCAUACCAGGUCAAGUCCCUGUGGCAGGGUUGCGCUGACGUCGUGAGCUCUCUGAAGAUGUCUGGUGAAUUAUGGCUGGAUGCCUACCUCAACAAGUGAGCCCAGAGGCUAUUGGUGGGACAUUAUUGGACUUUUUUUUCAGGAAGAAAGAUUCCAUUCAUGAAAGUGACUUUAUAAAGUGUAACAACAUCCUAAUUUUGUUAAUAUGAUUGAUCUUUUGUAUCUAACAACUGUAGUUUUUUGUCUGAUUUUGUUUGUGGUUGGAAACAAUGUAAGGGUCCGCUGACACUUGUAGAUGUCUCUAAUUCUCUGACAAUCUUCAUAAAGCUAGUGGAAGUUGAAGUAAAAAUGACUUCCCUGCAACAUUAGGACCUCAAUUAAGACCUCAAUUAGUUUCCUCACUAGAUGAAGGUGCCAUGGACAUAAACUAAUCUGACUGGUUAAUGCAGAUCAAGCCCCUUCAGGCCCAUUUUUUUGCUGUAGUUGGCCUAUUUCAGGUCAUUUUCUCUGUAUAACUGUGAGGACAGAUUCAAAAUGUCACUAUACUUUUUAAAAGAAUCAACAAUUAAAAAAUUAAUCAAUGGA